AUGGUGACUAUUCUAUGCAACUUUGGACAACGUUCUUAUCUUAUUCCGUUUGCCUUAUCUAAGUAUGUGAAAGGCAUUCAGAUAGAACCGACUAACAAGAAACACUCGGGCGGGUUUUGCAACUUUACAUCCCUAGGAGAGUUCCUAAAGGAAAUUCCCGAUGCAGCUGAACUACUUAAAGAUCUCCCAUUUUUAGCUUCUUGGAAGGUAUGCAUGGUUUACAACGAGUUGGUAGAUACUUUGCCUCAGUUGGAAAAAUUAGAUUUAUUUGCAUUACCUAAAAAGGAAAGAGUUUUGAUUUUUGUUUUACUACAUACGGAAAUGAUUUUUGUUAAUCUUUACAAAGCCAAGAAAUUAGGUAAUUUCCCUAAUGUUGGGGCUUUCUAUGCAUCUAUGCUUACGGAAGAGGACGAACUGUUAAAGGAACACAAUCGGGCCCGGAAGACAGAAGUUAAAGCCACCGAUCAGGCUUCCUUUGAUAUCGGACUCCCAGCUGAUUUUAAAGUUGUAACUCGUUUUCCUCCAGAGCCCAGUGGCUAUCUCCAUAUUGGCCAUGCUAAAGCUGCCCUUUUAAACCAGUACUUUGCCGAUCGAUAUGAUGGCUCUUUAAUUAUCAGAAUGGAUGAUACGAAUCCCAGUAAGGAAAAGGAGGAGUACGAGAAAUCCAUUAUGGAAGACUUGAGUUUAUUAGGUAUUACUAAGUACCGAACCACCCAUAGUAGUGAUUAUUUUGAUAUGUUGCUUUUGAAAGCCAAAGAUUUGAUUCGUAAAGGCCUGGCCUACUGUGAUAAUACUCCCGUUGAGGAAAUGCGCAGUAACCGGGAUAAAGGUAUUCCUGCUCCCCGGCGAGAUUCUAGUAUUGAAGAUAACUUACGUAUUUUUGAAGGUAUGAUAUCUUCCAAUGAGUAUGAUACUUACUGUUUACGAGCUAAAAUUAGUGUUGAUAAUCUUAACAAAGCUAUGCGUGAUCCGGUUAUUUAUCGGACUAAUUAUACUCCCCACCAUCGAACGGGAACAAAAUACAAAGUUUAUCCGACUUAUGAUUUUGCCUGUCCUAUUCUGGAUAGUAUUGAAGGUGUCACUUUAACCCUACGUACUAAUGAGUACCGCGAUCGUAAUCCGCAGUAUAUGUGGUUUAUUUCAGCCUUAGAGCUAACUAAUCGUCCGGUUAUUUGGGACUUCUCACGGCUGAACUUCAAACAUACAGUACUGAGUAAGCGGAAGUUGCGCUGGUUUGUGGAGCAUGAGAAAGUCUCUGGCUGGGAUGAUCCGCGUAUGCCGACUGUCCGGGGUAUUUUACGCAAAGGAUUGUCUAAGGAAGCUUUGAAACACUUCAUUAUCAUGCAGGGUCCUUCUAAGAAUACAGUGCUUCAGACCUGGGAUAAGCUUUGGGCUUUAAACGCCCAGGAAAUAGACCCAACGGCCAAAAGACUGCAUGGUAUUGAGAAGGAUGCAGUGCUUAAGAUAACUUUAAGUGGAGUAAACAUGCGUACAAUUGAAGCUGAAGAUCGAGAACCCCGAACUCUGCCAACGGAAAUCUUAGUGGCCAAAACGGACAUUGGCCAUCUGCAAAUCAAUUCUGAGUUUGUCUUAUUGGGGGUUGGUUCUUUUAAAAUCACGAGUACUAAUCCGUUGGUGGCAAUGGAAACCCACACUGCUCCUAAGAAUGUUAAAGUCAAAGUUACUUGGGUACCGGCCAAUUCUUAUGUUGAGGCCAAAACCGUUGAGUAUUUUGACUUGAUCACUGCUGAGAAACCCGAAGACCAAGAACCGCACGAACUCUUUAAUGAAGAGUCUAAGAAAGAAGGAACAAUCUUAUGCGAUGAACGUCUACUAACUGUGCGGCCCAAAGACUUCAUUCAAAUUGAGAAGCGUGGGUUCUUCUACUGCGAUUCAGCCAAGCCUUUUACUCUCCAUCUAGUUCCAGGCACUCGCCAGAACAAGAAGUAG
This is a messenger RNA of Nematocida homosporus, 1950 nucleotides long. Its product is annotated as glutamyl-tRNA synthetase. Gene Ontology annotation, molecular function: ATP binding; glutamate-tRNA ligase activity. Gene Ontology annotation, cellular component: cytosol; methionyl glutamyl tRNA synthetase complex; cytoplasm. The transcript has a single exon. The coding region runs from base 1 to 1950 and encodes 649 amino acids. Lineage: Eukaryota; Fungi; Microsporidia. The record is from RefSeq and is a predicted model, not a curated record. Gene Ontology annotation, biological process: translation; glutamyl-tRNA aminoacylation.